This is a messenger RNA of Fusarium musae, 1557 nucleotides long. RefSeq lists its product as uncharacterized. Lineage: Eukaryota; Fungi; Ascomycota; Sordariomycetes; Hypocreales; Nectriaceae. The transcript is spliced from 3 exons. Gene Ontology annotation, molecular function: alpha-1,6-mannosyltransferase activity. Gene Ontology annotation, biological process: protein N-linked glycosylation. The record is from RefSeq and is a predicted model, not a curated record. The coding region runs from base 1 to 1557 and encodes 518 amino acids. Gene Ontology annotation, cellular component: endoplasmic reticulum membrane.
AUGAAGACUUCGGGUACAUCGUUCCUCCUUAGCACUGUUAGAGAUAUAUAUGAGCGCCUCUCUCAUACUUACGACCACUUCUCCUUCCCCGGCGCCGUACCUCGUACUUUUCUCGGCGCUGUGCUCCUCGCAGGAUUAGGGCAGCCCAUCAUCGCUCUUGUUGGUUUUCAGUAUGCACAGCUUGUAGUUCGAGGAAUCCUUGGUGCUGCCAAUGUUGCUGCGCUCUUGACGUUCAAGUCUUCUCUCAAGAGAGCUUAUGGGUCAGGUGUUUCAGCUUGGUGGGUGGUGUUUAUGGCGAGUCAGUUCCAUAUCAACUACUAUGUUUCCCGGACGUUGCCAAACAUGUAUGCAUUCUGUCUCACUACCCUUGCUUCGGCAUUCCUACUCCCCCAGACGUCACCUCAUCUCUCUGCUGCUCGUCAGAAACAAGCCAUCGCCCUCUUGGUCAUCGCAGCAGCCAUCUUCCGCUCUGAAGUCGCUGUUCUUCUCAGCACUACAGGGCUCUACCUCCUUUUCACGCGUCGUAUGGGUCUGGGCCCCUUGGUUCUCACUUUCCUCGGCUCAUUCAUCUCUUCACUGCUUAUUUCAGUGCCCAUUGACUCGUAUUUCUGGCAGAAGCCCCUGUGGCCCGAGUUGUGGGGUUUCUACUUCAAUGCUAUCCUUGGGUCUUCGUCAGAAUGGGGUGUUUCUCCCUGGUAUUACUAUUUCACCUCAGCGCUUCCCAAGCUAUUACUCAACCCUUUCGUGCCCGCUUUGGCAGUGUAUGCACUACUCCAGCCUGGCACAUCAAGGGCUACCCAAACACUGCUGAUCCCUAGCUUGCUCUUUGUGGCCAUUUACUCUGCUCAGCCUCAUAAAGAGGCUCGUUUUAUCUUCUAUGUUGUGCCGUCUCUGACUGCCGCUGCAGCUCUCGGCGCCAAUUUUGUCUUCUCUCGCGCCUCUAAAUCCAUCAUCUACCGUGGCGUCUCUGCUGUUAUCGUCUUGUCGGUUCUCGUCAGCUUCGUAGGUAGCACUGUCAUGCUCCUAUUCUCUUCACUCAACUAUCCUGGCGGUGAUGCGCUUCGACAACUCUCUUACAUCACCCGCGAUGACCCUACUCCCGUCAUAGACGUCCACGCCGACGUCUUGAGUUGCAUGACGGGGCUGACCUUGUUUGGGCAGAACCCAUCUGGUUUUCCCAUCGCUUUCCCCAUCACCUCCAAACCUGAUUCUACGGCACCUGUUCUAGUCUUCGACAAGACUGAAAAGGGAGAUCAACUUUAUUGGCCGCGUUUCUGGGAGCGCUUCGACUAUGCUCUCGCUGAGAACCCACGCAAGGUGUUGGGUGGCUGGCAAGUUAUAGGAGUUGUCGCGGGUUACGACGGUGUUGAGAUUCUCAAGCCUGGCUCUCAUGCAGCAGGAGAUGAGAGCAAAGAGGGAACAAUCGGUGGUGAGAAAUUACUGGGACUGGGCGCCAAUGUCGCUGCUCUCAGAAAUAUGGUCAGGGGCUAUACAGGUGGUUGGUGGGUUGGACCUCGAAUGUCACCUCGAAUCCGAAUCUUGAGGCGUGUCAGUUAG